Talaromyces stipitatus ATCC 10500 is the source of this 882-nucleotide messenger RNA. RefSeq lists its product as uncharacterized. Lineage: Eukaryota; Fungi; Ascomycota; Eurotiomycetes; Eurotiales; Trichocomaceae. The coding region runs from base 1 to 882 and encodes 293 amino acids. The record is from RefSeq and is a predicted model, not a curated record. The transcript has 2 exons.
AUGCGUGCAGCGAGUGCUCCUGCAGAGGAUAGCCUCGUGAUGGGCCUGAUCGAGGACCUCAACGGCCAUCUGCUAGAGAGCCUUGAAACCUACGUGAACGCGCUACAAAGCCGUCAGAUCCUACCACUCGACCCCUUCACUGCAACGCGUGAGGUUGCGGCGCACGGGCCACCACCAAGAGCUGCUUCCACAAGAGGUUUAGCGUCCACCCCAAUACAGCUAGAUGCCGCGCCUGAGAGCCGCGCGAUAAACUCAACCGCACCUCAGCCUCCACCGCGAUAUCAGAAUCCAACAAAGGCUACGAAACAAGCCGUACAGCCACCUGAGGGCCCCAAAAAAGUACCUGGAACCGCCGCGAAGACCACUAAACAGCCCGAAACUACCGCUAAGCCACUGACCAAGCCCGCACCUACGAAAUGGGCCGCUAUUGCCGCAAAUAAUACCCAAUCUGGAGGAUGGAAAACCGUCCAGUAUAAGAAACAGCCCUUAGCACCCUCUAAGGCUCUAUCGAUAACUGACUUGAAGCCUGUGAGUACCCGGAGCAAGGAGGAAAGACGCCUCAUCUUCAGACGACGAUAUCCUAAAGAUGCUCCGACCGCAUUGAAAGCUGAUGUUCUCUUGGCCCUUAACCGUGCCCUUGCAAAGGCAGGUUUUCCUAACUUUGUAAGAGCGGUCGAUUCUGGAUACGCAGCCUCAGGAGCCUUGACGGUGCUCCUUGAGCGAGGAACUCGCAGCAGCACCAUCAUACCUACUUAUAACGAUACUCUACUAGCCGCUGUAAGGCAAACAGACCCGGCAGUCAUUUCAGUAGAGAUUAGUGAACAGUGGCACCGUGUCAAGAUCCAGGCAGUGCCUGUGGAUCGCUCCAUGUACAAUGAUUAA